Messenger RNA from Apiotrichum porosum, 1410 nucleotides. RefSeq lists its product as uncharacterized. Gene Ontology annotation, molecular function: flavin adenine dinucleotide binding; N,N-dimethylaniline monooxygenase activity; NADP binding. The record is from RefSeq and is a predicted model, not a curated record. Lineage: Eukaryota; Fungi; Basidiomycota; Tremellomycetes; Trichosporonales; Trichosporonaceae. The coding region runs from base 1 to 1410 and encodes 469 amino acids. The transcript has 3 exons.
AUGCUCGUCCACCCCAUCAAGCGCGUAGCCGUCAUCGGUGCCGGGCCCGCUGGCGCCAUUGCCAUCGAUUCCCUUGUGCGAGAGCAGGCGUUCGACCUCAUCCGCGUCUUUGAACGGCGAGAAGGCCCUGGUGGCUGCUGGAUUGGUGACACCACGCGACCUCCAACACUGUCCAACUUUGACGCGCUCGCAGCACGUACUGCCGACCCUCCUCUGCCGGUGCCCACAACACUCCCUGCCUCGACCCCAAGGAGCGACGUUCCCCGCUUUGACGAGUCCUCAGUCUACCCGUAUCUCGAGACCAAUGUCGACGCUAGCACAAUGGAGUUUAGCGAGGAGCCGUUCCCCACCGAGCCCAGCGACUGGUCUGUCGCGCACCACGGCCCCGAUACCCCGUUCCGUCCUUGGAAGGCCGUCCGGCAGUACGUCACGGACCUCAUCGAGCGCAAUGGCUACGAGGACCUUGUGAAUUACAACACCUCGGUCGAGAACGUGGAGAAGGUGGGCGACGAAUGGAAGGUCACGUUGCGUCGCAUAGGCAGCCAGAGUGACUACUGGUGGGUUGAGUGGUUUGACGCCGUCGUUGUCGCCAGUGGACACUUCUGGGUCCCCUAUGUCCCCAAGAUUGAGGGGCUCGAGGCGUUUGAGAAGAGUCAACCGGGGAGCGUCAUCCACAGCAAACACUUUCGAGGGCGGCACCUAUACGAGGGCAAGCGCGUCGUCGUCGUCGGAGCCUCAGUAUCGUCUGCCGACAUUGCAGUGGAUCUCGUCAAGUCGGCGCAAACGCCUGUGCACGCCAUCACCGUUGGCCACAAUUUCAACCCAUACUUUGGCGACCAUGCGUUCAAGCAUCCAGGCAUCGAAAACCACCCGUCCAUCUCCCGUGUGCAGGACCGCACAGUCUACCUCACCGACGGCAGCAAGAUUGACAAUGUUGACCACCUUAUCUUCGGCACCGGCUACAGCUGGUCGUUGCCGUUCCUGCCCAGCGUCCCGAUUCGCAACAACCGCGUCCUCGACCUGUACCAGCACGUUGUCUGGCGCCACGACCCGACACUACUAUUCAUUGGCGCCGUUGGCGCUGGUCUGACCUUUAAAAUCUUUGAGUGGCAGGCAGUCCUUGCCGCACGCAUCCUCUCAGGGCGUGCCAAGCUGCCUCCUGUCGAGGAGCAACUUGCGUGGGAGGAACAACGCGUCAAGGAGCGGGGUGACAGCCCUAAAUUCAGCGUCAUUCACCCCGACUUUGAAGACUACUUUGAGACUCUGCGUGCGUUCGCCGGAGAAGAGGGUGGCCGACAGCUGCCAAAGUUCCGCCGCGAAUGGGUGCGCUCCUUCAUGGAAGGUCACGACAGGCGCAUUGCCAUGUGGAAGAAGUUGAAUGCCGAGGCCGAGAAGGAGGCUAAUCUGUAG